Messenger RNA from Triticum dicoccoides, 1392 nucleotides. RefSeq lists its product as uncharacterized. The coding region runs from base 23 to 1285 and encodes 420 amino acids. Gene Ontology annotation, molecular function: protein binding. The transcript has a single exon. Lineage: Eukaryota; Viridiplantae; Streptophyta; Magnoliopsida; Poales; Poaceae. The record is from RefSeq and is a predicted model, not a curated record.
CCCAAAUCUGACCGGCCAAAAUAUGGACGGCGAUGGACUACCGCCGCCGGCCGCGGCCGCGGCUCCGGCCCCAUCGGUGGCGUCGGUGCUCGGCGACGACGACCUCUUCCGCGAGAUCCUCCUCUGCCUCGGCUUCCCCAACCUCCUCGUCCGCGCCGCCCUCGUCUCCAAGCGGUGGCUCCUCCACGCCUCCGAUCCGGUCUUCCUCCGCCGCUUCCGCGAGCGCAACCCGCCCCGCCCGCUCGGCUUCUACGCCGGCUACCCCGGCCGGUAUCAGUUCGUGCCGCUCCCGCAGCCCCGGGAGCUGGUCGCCCUCUCGCGCCGCCCAGCCUCCCCCUGCGACGGCGCCUUCGCCCGCGGAGCCGAGCGACUCAUGCACUGCCGGAACGGCCGCCUCCUCACCGCGUUCCGCAGCCGCUGGCGCCAGCUACGCGGCGGCAGAUUCAAGCACUAUCUCCUGGCGCCACUGCUCGCCGGGGAGUCCCCAACCGUCCUCCCACCGGCACCGCCGCCCACCCAUGAGCGCGCUCAAGCGAGAUUCACCCAGAUGUUCCUACCCGGGGAUGGGGGCCGCGACGGCAUCACCUUGGUGCAUCUCUUGAUGGUCGGCCGAAAAGUCUAUGCGGAAGUGUACGCCCUGGGAUCCAGCGGAUGGGGCGUCCCUGGCACCGCGGUGAUGGAGAUAGAGCACCCGCAUGGCACAACCUUCCUGGAAGAAUUGCUGCCGCCCGUUCAUGGCAAGGUCUUCACGCUGACCACCUCUGGGUACAUCCUGGGUCUUGAUUUGGCCACGUCAACCUUCUUCACCCUCGAGCUCCCAGUUGGAGUGCGGCGCAGUUACCUGCUAUCCUGUGCGGAGGAUUCCGGGCUUUAUCUUGUCAGUGCAGACGGAUUUCAGCUCAGUGUGUGGCUGAAUGGGAUGACCGGUGACGGCCAUGGUGCAGCUGGUUGGUUGCUGGUGGACACAUUUAGUAUCCGUGAGGGAUGCACACGUUUUGCUGAUCAAAAGCAGACUUCGAUGCCACAAGAUGGUGAUUUCCUUCGUGUUGCUGCAGUCGGGGACAAUGCCGAGUUUGUAUUCUUGGAUUAUGCAACAUAUGGUGUUGUCCUUUAUGUUCAUCUGAGGAGCAGGGUGGUUGCGAAGGUGUAUGAGCAGGCACCAUAUGACCAUGGUAAUGUUCAUAUAAGCCGCAUACAUAUCUCUCCCUUUAUGAUGAUGUGGCCACCUGUUUUCCCUGCACUGAACAGAGGACAUGAUAAAGAGCAAUUAUCUCAGCGUGUUUGAUCUUUGUUAUAUCGUCACUGGGUACAACUUCUAUAAUAGCAAGCUAUGUUUCUCUGAUGAGGUACUGAAAUGGAUGACCAAUUUAUACAUUCAGAUGGUUUUGACUG